Molecule: messenger RNA, 270 nt
Organism: Trypanosoma grayi
Lineage: Eukaryota; Euglenozoa; Kinetoplastea; Trypanosomatida; Trypanosomatidae
Exons: 1
Coding region: 1-270 (89 amino acids)
Source: RefSeq, a predicted model, not a curated record
AUGAUAACCGUUGGCACGUUUGCGUACACAAAGCUUUUCAUACUGGUGUACAGCAUCACCGCGAAGAGUCCUGCAACGGGAAUCCACUUACGCGUGUUGCUAAACGUCAUGCGUUCCAGCUCGGUUCUGAAUGGAAUGAGCAGAGCGAGUGUAGCAGCCAUUUGUAUUAGUACAAGCGUACAUGGCAACGGGAGUGCCAUCACGGCAAGCUUAUUGCUCAGCAUCAUCCCAACGGAUGACACACAGAAUACUGAAAUCGCAUGGACAUAG